CGCCUCCCGUCAGUUGCGACGACGCAAGGCACGAGACCGAUGUCCACCGCCAUGCUUACCCUCAAGCCCACCGCGACGGUCUCGCACGGCUCCAAGAGCGCGUUCGCGGCCGGGAACCUCACCGCGAAGUUCCAGAAGAUGGCGAUGACGACGCCGUCCCCCGUCGCGCGCGUGAACACGACCGUCGAGAACAUCCACGGCAAGUCCGGGCGCAAGUGCAUGCUCACGGGCAAGAAGGCGAACAACGGGUACACGGUGUCGUUUUCGCACAUUCGCAACAAGAAGCUCCAGGGCGCCAACCUGCAGUACAAGCGCGUCUACUGGCCGGAGCAGCAGCGGUACAUUCGGCUUCGCAUCUCCACCAACGCGCUGAAGACGAUCAACAAGGUUGGUCUGGAGAAGAUGGCGGAGCGGGCCGGGCUCGACCUGAUGUCCCUGGCGUACACGGACGCGGAUCCGAAGCGGAGGGAGUGGCUCGUCGAAAACGGCGCGGCGCCGGCGAAGAAGAACAAGAGGGCGCCGACGGGGCCGAAGAAGCUGUUCGUGCCCAAGUGGAAGCAAGAGCGGAUGGCGAAGAAGGGGCAGGACGUCGCGGCGGAGACGAAGAAGUUCGCUGAGCGGUGGGGCAUGCAGACGGCGUGAUUUGAUGCGCGCGUCGAGGAGGGAGGGUGGAGAGUUGGCGUCGAGCGACAUAGCCGGAUCCGAAUUGAUUUUUACAUAGAACGCGACCCGCGCAGACGCAACGAAACGA
Micromonas pusilla CCMP1545 is the source of this 751-nucleotide messenger RNA. RefSeq lists its product as uncharacterized. Gene Ontology annotation, molecular function: structural constituent of ribosome. Bases 40 to 642 code for a protein of 200 amino acids. The transcript has 3 exons. Gene Ontology annotation, cellular component: ribosome. The record is from RefSeq and is a predicted model, not a curated record. NCBI's taxonomy places the organism in Eukaryota, Viridiplantae, Chlorophyta, Mamiellophyceae, Mamiellales, Mamiellaceae. Gene Ontology annotation, biological process: translation.